AUGGACAGGAUCGAGCUAUACGAAUCCCAGAAGUUAUUUAUAGAAGAUGCGAGGAGGGUGAUUGAUGGCGGAUCUGUUGGAAUAUUCUCGAGUCCUACCGGAACGGGCAAAACGAUCUCUCUUCUCAGCGCAGUGGCAGAUUAUAUGGACAUAGAGGAGACAGAGAUGGAUUGUAGAAACAGAAUGCUGGAGAAGAUACUUUUCCAGGGGUCCAGGAAAGCAGUGUUCUAUUGCACAAGAACACAUACUCAGCUGGCACAAGCUAUUAAUGAACUCAAGAAGCUAGGUGUAAGAUGCAAUUCGGUUGUACUAGGAUCCAGAAAGAUCUACUGCCUGAAUGAAGAGAUUCGGAAGUAUAAGAGCUCCGAUGAAAUGAACGAAGCGUGCAAGGAGGCAGUCAAGGAGGGAAAGUGCAUGCUCCAUGACGGAUGCGAAGAGUUUGAUGGAUAUGGGGUGAUUGAUGUGGAGGAUCUACUUGCUACAGGGGGGAGAGAGAGGUUCUGUCCGUACUAUACUGCCAGAAGCUACUCGCAGCAAUGCGACAUUGUAUUUCUUCCCUAUCAGUUGUUAUUCACCAGAGAGGGAAGGAAAAGUGCAGAUAUUGAUGUGAAAGGAAGUAUUGUGGUUGUGGAUGAAGCACAUAACAUUUAUGAUUCUGUGAUACAGAUGAACACAGCAAGUAUAUCGUUUGGAACAGUAGAUAGAUAUGUCAAAGCGAUGGAACUCUACAAGAAAAGAUAUGGGGGGAGGAUGAAAAGGGAUGGGCAGUUUGAGAGGGUUAUGGAGGUACUCAAGAAGAUAGGGAGCUUCAGGUGUGUACACUGCAGAGACAUGGAGGGAGAUGAAGGAGUGAUGGGUGUUUCGGAGUUUCUGCUCGGGGCUGGUAUUGAGGACUUCAACAUGCUUGAGAUCGAGGACUACAUAGCCGUUAGCGGGAUUUCAAGGAAGCUGGAGGGGUUUGAGAAGGACCUGAAUAUGAAACUUCCUGAGAUAUCGAAGUUUCUGUCUCUUCUAACAAUGAGUGACAAAAGCGGGAGGAUCCUUUACAGUUCAAAGGGAAUCAAAUUUACACCUCUAGAUGCAUCCAUGUACUUUGAAGAUGUGCUCGAAUGCAGGUCGUUGCUACUGGCUGGAGGGACGAUGGAACCUAUUGACCAGCUUGUCUCUGCACUUAGAAAGAGAAGCCCCAAAUACUUUUCAUAUGGAAGUGUCUGCAAGGACUUCUUGCCGAUUGUGAUUCGGUCAGGGCCGUCUGGAAAAGAGAUUGUAGUGAACUAUGAAACAAGGGAGAGUCCAAUGUCUAUCAAGGACGUAGCUUCAUCCAUACUCAACCUAUCGAAUGCAGUCAGAAGUGGAGGGAUGGUAUGUUUCCUGCCCUCAAAAGCAUAUCUCAAAAUACUUAAGGAGGCAUGUGGAGAUACGAUAGGAUCGAAGAAAGCUCUCUACGAAGACUCGGUAACCUUUGAGGAAUACGUGCAGGAGGUUAGAAGAAGCCCUUGUAUUCUCUUUGCUGUGAUGGGGGGAAGCCUUAGCGAAGGAGUAAACUUCAACGAUAGUCUCUGCAGACUACUUGUGGUUGUUGGAGUUCCCUAUCCAAGCCAAGAUCUAGAACUUAAAGAAAGAGCCAAAUUCAACGGGAGUGGAUACACUACAGCCAUAGCAAUGAAAACGGUGAAUCAAGCUCUGGGGAGGGCGCUGAGACACAGAGACGACUAUGCCGUACUUGUGCUACUGGACAAGAGAUACGUCCAGCUCUCAAGACUCACUAGCCCAUGGAUAAGGGAAAAGAUAAUUCACUGCAACUUUGGAGAUGGACUUUUCAAGACUAAUAAGUUCCUGAAUAAAGAUAGAUGCCUCUAA
Messenger RNA from Encephalitozoon intestinalis ATCC 50506, 1860 nucleotides. Its product is annotated as Rad3-like ATP dependent DNA binding helicase. Gene Ontology annotation, molecular function: DNA helicase activity; hydrolase activity, acting on acid anhydrides, in phosphorus-containing anhydrides; ATP binding. Gene Ontology annotation, biological process: nucleobase-containing compound metabolic process; establishment of sister chromatid cohesion. The transcript has a single exon. Bases 1 to 1860 code for a protein of 619 amino acids. The record is from RefSeq and is a predicted model, not a curated record. NCBI's taxonomy places the organism in Eukaryota, Fungi, Microsporidia, Unikaryonidae. Gene Ontology annotation, cellular component: nucleus.